This is a messenger RNA of Myodes glareolus (Bank vole), 3736 nucleotides long. Its product is annotated as putative ATP-dependent RNA helicase Pl10. Lineage: Eukaryota; Metazoa; Chordata; Mammalia; Rodentia; Cricetidae. The record is from RefSeq and is a predicted model, not a curated record. Gene Ontology annotation, molecular function: RNA helicase activity; ATP binding; nucleic acid binding.
UUUCCUGCGGCCCAAAAUGGCCACUCCACGGGACACCUGUGGCCACGUGACCCGCCGCCCUCUUCAUCUUAGACCUCUUUCCGCCUAACUCCAGCGUCGGAGAAGCAAGAGCUAAGUAAACCGGAGAAGUCCCGGAAACUAAGGGAAAAGGCGGCGCGCUGGAGAGAAAGGAAGGACGAAGUAUAUAAACAAAGGCCGCAGGGAGCAACCAGGGGCCAAGAGGCCUACAGUCCAUUUUCAGGCCUCACUGCUAGAGGACAGAGUUCUCGCGAGAUCUGGAGAACUCCCAAGACCAGGGUAUCCGCGGAGCCCAAGGGAAGCCAAGACCACGAGAACCGGGCGCAGCCAUCGAUGUCCUGGGCUCCAGGCGCCUCGGACCUCUACCUCCAUUAUGAACUCAACCGUGUGCUGUCCUGUCGCCGUCUGUCUGCGAGGGCGCCGGGUAUGCUGACCGAGUCGUCUCCCAUGGCGCGUUAGGCCCGACCAGGAAGUCUCGCGAGAUUACCCAUCAGCGCGCAGCCGCAGGGGGCCGGGAGCCAUAGCGUUAGCUGGAGCAGGACCCGGAGAGCGACAGGAGCCUUCGAGGCGCCGGCUGCUGUCUCAGGGAACUAGCCUGCCCACCAGGUACACCGUGCUGUUCUCCUCCUUCGCGAGGACCUCGACCCCAGUUCUCCGUACUCUUCAGGUAUGAGUCAUGUGGCAGAGGAAGAUGAGCUCGGGCUGGACCAGCAGUUGGCUGGCCUAGACCUGAACUCUCCCGAAGGCCAGAGCGGAGGAGGAGGAGCAGGGGGAGGAGGGGGAGGGAGCACAGCCAGCAAAGGGCGCUACAUCCCUCCUCACCUGCGGAACCGGGAAGCCACGAAAGCUUCCUACGACAAGGACAGCUCACGGUGGAGUAAAGACAAGGAUGCCUACAGCAGCUUCGGGUCCCGCAGCGACGCCAGAGCCAAGUCGGGUUUCUUCGGGGAGCGCGGAAGCGGAUCCAGGGGCAGGUUUGAGGAUCGCGGGCGGAGUGACUAUGAGUGCGUUGGUGGCGGUGGUGGCCGUGGAGCAGGUAGAAGCGGCUUUAGCAAAUUUGAACGGGGCGGGAACAGUCGCUGGUGUGACAAGUCUGACGAAGAUGACUGGUCUAAACCACUCCCGCCAAGUGAACGCUUGGAGCAGGAACUCUUUUCUGGAGGCAAUACUGGGAUUAACUUUGAGAAGUAUGAUGACAUUCCGGUGGAGGCGACAGGGAACAACUGCCCUCCACAUAUCGAAAGUUUCAGCGAUGUUGAGAUGGGAGAAAUUAUUAUGGGAAACAUCGAGCUCACUCGUUAUACCCGCCCAACUCCCGUGCAAAAGCAUGCUAUUCCUAUUAUCAAGGAGAAAAGAGACUUGAUGGCAUGUGCGCAGACAGGGUCCGGGAAAACGGCCGCUUUUCUUUUACCCAUCUUGAGUCAGAUCUAUACUGAUGGUCCAGGCGAGGCUCUGAGGGCCGUGAAGGAGAAUGGGAAGUAUGGGCGUCGCAAACAGUAUCCAAUCUCCUUGGUCCUGGCUCCAACCAGAGAAUUGGCUGUGCAGAUCUAUGAGGAGGCCAGGAAGUUCUCCUACCGCUCUCGAGUUCGUCCUUGUGUGGUGUAUGGUGGCGCUGAUAUUGGUCAGCAGAUUCGAGACUUGGAACGUGGAUGUCACUUGUUAGUAGCCACUCCAGGACGGCUAGUGGAUAUGAUGGAGAGAGGAAAGAUCGGACUAGAUUUCUGCAAAUACUUAGUGUUAGAUGAAGCGGAUCGGAUGUUGGACAUGGGCUUUGAGCCUCAGAUACGAAGAAUAGUUGAGCAAGACACCAUGCCUCCAAAAGGUGUCCGCCAUACCAUGAUGUUUAGUGCUACUUUCCCUAAGGAAAUUCAGAUGCUGGCUCGUGAUUUCUUGGAUGAAUAUAUCUUUUUGGCCGUAGGAAGAGUCGGGUCUACUUCUGAGAACAUCACACAGAAAGUCGUGUGGGUGGAAGAAGCAGACAAGCGGUCAUUUCUGCUUGACCUCCUGAAUGCAACAGGGAAGGAUUCCCUGAUAUUGGUGUUUGUGGAGACCAAAAAGGGUGCAGAUUCUCUGGAGGAUUUCUUAUACCAUGAAGGAUAUGCUUGUACCAGUAUCCAUGGAGACCGAUCUCAGCGAGAUCGGGAAGAGGCCCUUCACCAGUUCAGGUCAGGAAAGAGUCCUAUUCUUGUGGCUACAGCAGUAGCAGCAAGAGGACUGGAUAUAUCCAACGUGAAACACGUCAUCAAUUUUGACUUGCCUAGUGACAUCGAAGAAUAUGUGCAUCGCAUUGGCCGUACGGGUCGUGUUGGAAACCUUGGCCUUGCCACCUCAUUCUUCAAUGAGAGGAACAUAAAUAUCACCAAAGAUUUAUUGGAUCUUCUUGUUGAAGCAAAGCAAGAAGUGCCGUCUUGGCUAGAAAACAUGGCUUUUGAACACCAUUACAAGGGUGGCAGUCGUGGGCGGUCUAAGAGCAGAUUUAGUGGAGGCUUUGGUGCCAGAGACUAUCGACAAAGUAGCGGCGCCAGCAGUUCCAGCUUCAGCAGCAGCCGCGCUAGCAACAGCCGCAGUGGUGGAGGCAGUCACAGCAGCAGCAGAGGAUUUGGUGGAGGUAGUUACGGAGGCUUUUACAACAGUGAUGGCUAUGGAGGAAAUUAUAGCUCCCAGGGUGUUGACUGGUGGGGUAACUGAGCCUGCCUUGCCAUAAGUCACUCUACCAAAAAAUACAGAACCACAUGCAGUUUAGCCAGACUAUACAUUGUAUAGUUUCAAGAACUCACAGCACAUUGCCUCCUGUGAUUCCUCACUGGAAACUUUUCAGGGAGCUAAAAGUCACAAGAAAAGGUGAAAGGAACAAUCCAGAAGCCCCAUUCAGAAGGCAGCUUGAAGACCUGAUUGUUGGAGUUUGGAUUAACUCUCAUCUUACUCUGUGUUUGUGACUUCAUGACUCAGGAUCAUUUGUUUGUUAAUGUACUGUACCUUUAACUUUAGACAACUAUUAUUCUGAUGUCCCGUUGGCUCAGUAAUGCUUAAGAUACCAAAUUGUUUUAACAAAAUAAAAUUUCUGAACUUGGGCUAAGAAAACAAAGGAAAGGGACAGGUGUUUGUUAUGGGAAUGGGACUGUCCUCGGCAGUGCUCAUUAGGUACUCCUAAGGAAGGCAGGGAUGGGGCCCAGGAUGAAGGGUGGCAUUUUGGAAAUGUAUAAAUUACAGCCCAGUGGUUCAGGAGCAGUUACAGUUGAAAUAUCUGUUUAAGUGUACAAUUCUGGUUGCUAAACUUAGCACGACCAGGAAAAGCAAUAUUGUUUUCCCUUUCCUGUGUACUUUAAAUACUCCUUUGUUAGUCAUCUCAGUGAUGUGUAGUGGCAGCCUUUGGGUCACUGGUCAGCAUUCAUGCUUAGUGCCAUGAUGUAGAGGAUAUGAACAGCUCUGAAUAAAUGGUAGCAGGAAACCAUAGAAGAAAUGGUCUAUAUUCUUAGAUUCAAGCAGGUUUUGAAAAGCCAUGAAUAUUGAGUAAUAAGAGAAUCACUUUGCCUUAUGAUAGGAGGUGUGAAGACAAGAAUGGGAUAUUUGAUAUUAAAGAACACAGAGAAAUAGUUCCUCAGUUUGAGCAGGCAUUUAUGGAAUGUGUAAUGAUGGACCAGCAAACAAAUGCAUGCCUGUUCUCAUUUCUACCCAUUUGUUGUAGAACUUCAUCAAUAAACCACUACAUCUCACGUGG